UUUAAAAUUUCCUUUGGAUAUACCAAAUUUAUUGGAACGCUGGAUAGCAGCAAUUGUGAAAAGAUUGAAAGCAGAUAUUAUACUUACUCAAAAUUUAUAUCAAAGUUCUGAUGAAGAUUCGAAUCCAAGUGAUUGCAACGUAAAUCUUGAAAUUUUACAUGAAGUAGAUACUGCUAGCACUGCACAAUGUAAUAUAUCUGAUGUAAUGCACAUGAUGCAGCCAGGCUUAACAGAAUCUCAAAAACCUCUAGCUACAGAUACAUUACAAAGAACAAACAUAAAAUAUUGUAAAUUGGAAAAUGAAAAUAAGGAACUUAAAGCAAUAAUCAGUUGCUUGAGACAAAAUUAUGAAAGACAAUUAAAUAAUCAAGCAAAUAUGUUCAAAAAUCUAAUAGAAAAAGAGAAAAAUAAUUGCAAAGAAAAACUUAUUUUAGAAAAAAAGAAACUGAAAUUAUUAAAUAGAAAAACAAGCCGAAAAAAUAUACGGAUUGAUAACUUAAUGCAUCAAUUAAAAGAAUCAAAAACAAUAAGUAAUAAAACAUAUGACAUGUUAAGUUCUGAUUUGGGUUGUGUAUCUGCUCAAAUAUUUAAAAAUAAUCAAGAAAAUAAAAAUAAACAGCAAGGAAGACGUUACUCUGAAGAUAUAAAAAGGUUUGCCUUGACCUUACAUUAUCAUUCUUUUAAAGCUUAUGAGUUUUGCAGGUCAGCAUGAUAUUUGCUUCUACUUUUUCUUAAUUUUUUCAUAUCUUUAAUUCUUUAUAUAAAUAUUUGCAUGUUUUAUGUAUAGACAUUUAUUCAUUGAGUGUUUACGAUAAUCGAAUUGGAGUUAGUACGAGUUAGUUUCACUAGGGCUGAAAAAUAUGAUAGUCACAAGCAUCUAGUAUUUUCAUGAUUCGUUACAACUUAGUGCUGUCCGAUAAAUCGAGUAGAGUAGAGUAGAGUAUAGUUAGGGUAGUAU
Messenger RNA from Odontomachus brunneus, 958 nucleotides. RefSeq lists its product as uncharacterized. Lineage: Eukaryota; Metazoa; Arthropoda; Insecta; Hymenoptera; Formicidae. The transcript has 5 exons. The coding region runs from base 206 to 712 and encodes 168 amino acids. The record is from RefSeq and is a predicted model, not a curated record.